AUGUCCGAGUCAAGACAUGCCGAAUCAGCUUCACCCCACGAUUUUGACAAAACUAGUAAAAGGUCAUGGUUUUUCAAACAGUUCUUUGUUAUCGUUCUUCCUGUGGCGGUGGUUGCGCUUCUCUACCGGCUCGACCCGUUCGAACCUGCUCGGCUACCUGCCCAAGAGCUGAGCCGGCCCACCUUAGCAGCCCCCGCGCGUUACGAGCACAUGAGACGAGGAUCUGAAACUUUGUCUGAGGGACACGUGGCGGGACCUGAAGACUUGGCUUACGACGCUACGGUGCGUGUCAUUUACACGGGGUGUGAGGAUGGGUGGAUCAAACGAGUCGGGUUGAAUGACUCGGGGGUUGAAAAUUGGGUCAACACUGGAGGAAGACCACUUGGGCUAGCUUUUGACCAACAUGGUGCGCUCAUUGUUGCUGACGCCGAUAAGGGACUGCUAAGAGUGACAAGAGAAAAGGAGGUUGAGCUGCUAGUGGAUGAGGUUCAGGGCUUAAAAUUCAAAUUAACAGAUGGUGUUGAUGUAGCACAUGAUGGUACUAUUUAUUUCACAGAUGCUUCAUACAAAUACUCAAUAAAGGAGUCCCUCUUCGACAUCUUGGAAGGCAAGCCAAAUGGUAGAUUCUUUAGCUAUAAUCCAGCAACAAAGAAGACAACCCUACUUGUCCGCGACCUCUACUUUCCCAAUGGAGUUGCAGUCUCACCGGAUCAACAUUUUGUGGUCUUCUGUGAAACUGUCCUGAUGAAGUGCAAGAAAUAUUACAUACAGGGCUCUAAAAAAGGAAGCAUAGAAAAAUUCUGUGAUCUACCUGGCAUGCCUGAUAACAUUCAUUAUGAUGGACAAGGGAAGUAUUGGAUUGGAAUAGCAACGGCCUUUACACCUGAUUUGGAUUUCAUAAUUAGAUACCCUUUCAUUCGGAAGGCUAUAGCAAUGGUUACAAAGUAUGUAGUGAGUCUACCUUUGUCGAGGAAUGGAGGAGUUAUAGCCGUCGAUUUGGAAGGAAAACCAACUGCACACUAUUAUGAUCCCGAAUUAUCAUUGACUAGUGUGAUUAAAAUCGGUAAACAUAUAUAUUGCAGCUCCAUUCUCUACAACUUUGUAAUACGUCUUGAUAUUGAGCAGUAUCCUGCUCUGCCCACAAUUUCAACAACAAAGAACAUCUCAUAA
Molecule: messenger RNA, 1170 nt
Organism: Gastrolobium bilobum
Lineage: Eukaryota; Viridiplantae; Streptophyta; Magnoliopsida; Fabales; Fabaceae
Product: protein STRICTOSIDINE SYNTHASE-LIKE 5-like
Exons: 4
Coding region: 1-1170 (389 amino acids)
Biological process (GO): biosynthetic process
Molecular function (GO): strictosidine synthase activity
Source: RefSeq, a predicted model, not a curated record